GGGCCAGGAGCAAAAAAAAGACUUAUUUUUAAUGAAAUUAACUCAUUUUCUCUACUUUUGUGAUUUAUUAUAAAUGUUUCUCUAGUUUCAUUAAAUACAUAUAAUAAUGUCUAGAGACCGUUUUAAGGACUGAGAGAUCCAUCUUAAUGAAAACAUUUCUGCAGAACAUUUCACUCAAGUAACAGAACAAGGCAUUUGUUUGUAAUCCCCUUCAGUCUAUUUGCUUUUACAAAUGAUAUCCGCUUCAUCACACGUGUCAAGUGGCCUAUUUCAUCAAUAGACAAAUAUGGUUGUCCGUUCUUUGAAAAACCAACCACCUCGAUCGGCUUUCGCAAGAAAUGUCAGCAAACUGCAAAAACCAUACCGCCGAUUUUGCGUUUCUCCACUCAUGAGAUAGCAUCUCUUCCUACACCUCUUUUACGGACAUUUUUCAAGUGGGCAAACUCUUGCAAGACUACGCUCGUAACAUUUUGCCCCUCUUCUCCAUGUGUAUUUCAGCAAAUCAGGGUGCAGUUCAUCUAUCACGUGUCUUGAUGUCAUAGACAUCUUUUGAAAUACGUCUCAUAUGUCUCAGAGUCUUGUUGGCAGAAGAAGAAAAGUUUCUGAUUGUCAGUCACUGGCCUGAGCCAACAAACAUAAACUUUUACAGCCCCAGGCCAUCGAGCCAUCGAGGCAUACUAAUAUCUGAGUACUCAGACUUUUAUUUUUACUGUUCUGUAUAUUCUUGUUUUAUAACCUAUAUCAGAAAAGAAAAUAGGAUUGAGAAAACACAUUUUAGAUAAUCUCUAAUGUGAAAUAUAUUGUGUUACAUGUAUGAUUUAUUCCUUGAUUAGGGGGAGUUGAGGAAAUCAGUGUCAGAGCAGUUUCACAAAGUUGUGUGGCAAACAUGCAGCCAAAGCACAACGUCACUGUUUACUAGUGCACUGUGUGCCCUCUUCCUCCCUGUCAUACCAAAAUUCAUUAUCAUCCUAAGUGGAUAGUGAGUGAAAAAUAGCAGUCAUGCAUGAUCUGAUCACUAUUUCACAUCCUGGCGUAAAGGCCAGGGAGUGGAGUUGACCCUCCUCUAGCACUGACAGUACAGCGUUAGCUAAUAAGGAGCGUGCAGCAUCAGGCCGCUGGAUGACUGUCAUAAUCCACUUUUGAAAUAUGUUAAAACGAGGCGUGAGUUUCUAGACUGUCUGAGACAUUCUUUAUUGCCGCAUAAAAACUCCGAUGUGAUCUGAGGGCGCGACAGUCGCCACUCGAGCCCCACACAAAGAAGUUGAGCGACCAGCUGUUCCUCCGUAAUAGAAAAGACAAAUCUAUAUUCUCAAGAUGAGAGCUGCUUCUUACACCCAGAAGAGCCUGCAGGUAAGCGGCUCAAACAGCAGGGUAAGGGUUCAGAGCCCAUCGCCCUCCCGGUGCCGUGGAUCCUCAUACGACAGCCGUGGUCGCUCUGGUUAUCGUGGCACUGCUGUUGAGUUGGGCACAGAGAUCCACCAGCAACAUGCCAAUGAGAAAGAGGAGAUGCAGGAGCUCAAUGUCAAGUUUGCAGGCUACAUCGAGAAGGUCCAGGCGCUUGAGCAGAGAAAUGCUGCCCUUCAAGCUGAACUGGCUGCACUGCAGGGCCGCUACAAGGGAGGCCCCACAGGCAUCGGAGAGGAGUAUGAGCUCAAGUUUAAAGAGGUGCGUGAGCUGAUUGAGACCCUGACCAAUGAGAAGGGAGCUGCUGAUAUUGAGCGUGGUUACAUCGAAGAAGAGGUUGAAGUGUGGAGACUAAAGCUGGAGGAGGAACUGGCUCUCAAAGAAGAGGCUGAAAUGAUCCUGACGGAGUUCCGCCAGGAUGUGGACAAUGCCACACUCCAGAAAGCCGAGCUGGAGAAGCGCAUAGAGCAACUGGUGGCCGAGAUAGAGUUCCUCAAGAAGCUGCAUGACGAAGAGGUGGCUGACAUCAUGAAGCAGAUCGAGGACUCAAAGAUUACAGCAGAGCUGGACGGCGAUCGGCCUGACCUUGCUGCCUAUCUACGUAAUAUGCGCGCAGAAAUUGAAGCUGUCGCUGCUCGCAAUGUCCAGGAAGCUGAGAAGUGGUACAAGGGCAAGUUUGACACCCUCAAAGAGCACGCAGGCAAACACGAGGAGCAUAUGAAGACCAUGAAAGACGAGAUCUCGAGCUUCCACAACCAAGUGACAGAUCUGCAGAACCAGAUCGAUGGGUUGAGAGCUCGUAACGCAGCCCUGGAGCAGCAGCUGGAGGACAUGGAGAUGUCCCACAUGGAUAAGGUGGGGACCUUUGAGGGUGUCAUUGCUCAGCUGGAGGCCCAGCUCUGCGAAACCAAACUGGAGAUGACCAAGUAUCUACAAGACUACCAGGAACUACUGCACAUUAAGCUCAAGCUGGAUGCUGAAAUCGCCACCUAUAGGAAGCUGCUGGAAGGGGAGGAGGUGAGGCUGGGGAUCGCCAAAGAUGCCUAAAGGUCUUUGACGGGUGGAGUCAACAACGGCAACGGAAGAGACCUGCAGAACAUCGAGGAGAGGAAACAUCGGCUAAUUCUACUUAAGACUCAAGAAUAUUCCCCGUCUUUCCUGAAUGUACCCUCUUUACUCCAAGGGCUGGGUAUUGUUAAACCUUUCAAUUGAUCAGCGCUGAGAUAGAAAAUUGUAGUUCUUUGGUGGCUUUUAGAAAUGACAUCCAGUGAGUCUCACGAGUAAACUUUCCUAAAAGGUUUGAUUCAAAUCAGAACUUAUCUGAUCAAAAUUUGUUGUCAUGAUUCUGCAUUUCAGAGUCUUAGUUCCUUGGUACUGCAGACACAUUUUGCUCAGUACUUAAAAAAAAUAAAUAAAGGACCACAAUACACAGCCCUACUUCCCCAUUACUCACCCUACCUGACCCCAUUAUCCUUACCUCUCUGCUAACAAUGCUUGCUUCCAAAUUCCUCUUCCUGUUCAUUUUUUACAUCAUUUCAAAACAACCUCCCUUCUCCUUCUUGUGCCUUUCCCUAACCAGUUCAACCCUGUCACUCCCUGUCAUCCUCACCCCCCUUCCCUGAUCUGGUUUCAUCACAGCCCUCAGGUCUCCUCGGUCAUACCCUUUUCCUUUCGUCUUUUCUUACGAACUCUUUCACCCCCCCCUUUCCCUGCCAAACCAGACACACUGUUGUCUGUCACUUGCCUUUCUUUGUCAUAGUGAGACUGCUUCUUGUGAUCCAACUUUAGAAUCUCACCUUCUUCUAAAGCAGACAGAUAUCAUCAGUAUUGUGACUGGUCUGGAUUGCCCUUUGAUUAUCCCUAACGUUUUGACAAGAGAGACAUGUAUUGACCAAUUCCACUAAUGUUGACCAACUGUAACUUAAUAAAGAUUGAAGUGAGUGCAAACA
This is a messenger RNA of Notolabrus celidotus (New Zealand spotty), 3353 nucleotides long. Its product is annotated as desmin-like. The transcript has a single exon. Gene Ontology annotation, molecular function: structural constituent of cytoskeleton. NCBI's taxonomy places the organism in Eukaryota, Metazoa, Chordata, Actinopteri, Labriformes, Labridae. Gene Ontology annotation, biological process: intermediate filament organization. The record is from RefSeq and is a predicted model, not a curated record. Bases 1315 to 2451 code for a protein of 378 amino acids. Gene Ontology annotation, cellular component: axon; plasma membrane; cytoplasm.